Molecule: messenger RNA, 729 nt
Organism: Pseudogymnoascus destructans
Lineage: Eukaryota; Fungi; Ascomycota; Leotiomycetes; Thelebolales; Thelebolaceae
Exons: 5
Coding region: 1-729 (242 amino acids)
Source: RefSeq, a predicted model, not a curated record
AUGUGUACUAUCAAAGCUCGCAACCGCGUCUCCAACCUUACUAAAGAUGGGAAGGCUUUUCACUUAGCACUCAAGGCUGACCAUGCUGAUCUGAGCUACUACUUAAAGAAGACUGAGAAGGGUACCCAUGCAUCUUGCAUUGCGAAUCAGAAAGUCAAGAAUAUUAGCGCCUCUUCUUCUUCUCCACAAGCACCACCAUCUACUCCGCCACAACUUCUGUCUGAGCUUGCUGCAUUUGAGGAUGAGCUUUCCGAUGAAGAGAUCGCUAGCAUCCAGGCUCUCUUAACUCAAGCGCGCAUUGAUGCCCAUGAAGAGUCCAAUUUCUGCAAGUGGCAACAUUUCUGGGAUAGAUGUAUCCGCUCAUAUACGAGAAAGGCUGGAAAGCUGAGAAAGAAGCCUGAGUGUCUCUUUGAGUAUAUGCCGUGGAUUGAUGUAGAGGAAGGCACUUUUCACGAGGUUAUCCCACCACAUAAAUAUUUCUGUUUGUACGAGCAGGCAGUUUGGACAAACUUUACAGCUUGGAAGUUUGGAAAGUGGGCCCAAUUACCAGGACCUGCGCAGUGGUACCCAAAGUCUUACAAUCUUGUCGACAAUGGAUGGUUGCAAGUCUCCACUCAUAGUUCUAGCUUCAAAGAGGCAUUCUUACUUGUCUACUCUAAGAAGUUUGAUAAGGAAAAGUGGGCUAAGGUAUCAGCUGCGCAGGAUAUGUUGUUCCUGGAGCUAGAGUAG